Molecule: messenger RNA, 2349 nt
Organism: Penicillium longicatenatum
Lineage: Eukaryota; Fungi; Ascomycota; Eurotiomycetes; Eurotiales; Aspergillaceae
Product: Mcm10/DnaG-type zinc finger protein
Exons: 1
Coding region: 1-2349 (782 amino acids)
Biological process (GO): DNA replication; DNA replication initiation
Cellular component (GO): nucleus; replication fork protection complex
Molecular function (GO): single-stranded DNA binding; DNA replication origin binding
Source: RefSeq, a predicted model, not a curated record
AUGCCUUUUGCAGUGACUGAGACCAGUUGGCCGCCAAAAUCACCCCGGGAAGCUCUGUUGAGCUCUCCGGGAGGCCGGAGGAAGUAUCAGGACAUGCAACGCCGACAGCUUCUCUCGUCACCCUUGAAACGCUCCAAUACAACCCCGAAUUUCCGGUCAAAAUCGAGUCAAGUCUUGGAUGAAAAUGAAGACGAUGGAGAAGAGGACGAAGAGACGCUGGAACUGCGACUCGCCGAGAUCCAGGCUCGCCUUAGGCUGAAACAACUCCAAAAGUCCCGUGGUCGGUCCGGCACUGCUACAUCCCACACAGAAGAUGAUGAAGAUAGCUUUGAGUCGGCUCCCCGCUCUCAACGCAAGACCAUGGCCCCGAGAAGCCCCCCGCCCAGCCAGCUGAAAGCCCGUGUCGACGAGGUUCAGGUUCCCGUAUCACCCACAAGACGAGCGGCGCCGGCUCCUGAGCCCUGGUCUCCUCGGAGGUAUCAAUUGGGCAUUGACAAAGGAUGGAAAGCAAGCGAUGUGUCAUUGAAACGGCCGCCAGGCCCAAGAACGGAGGCAAGACCUACCAGUCAACUUGGAACGCGCAGCGGCGCAAUGUCUCGCGCAAGUGACAUGUUCCUAGCACGGCCUCAAACCUCUCCAGGCAGCGGAGGCGCUGAUCGAAUCAAGAGCUUCAGUGAACGGAUGGCUGAGGGUCGAUUGGCUGAACGGGCUGAACAAUCUCGCCUGGAAAAAAAGGAAAGAGUACAAGCAAGCCGCAGCUCAGCGUUCCAGGUGGACAAAGCAGAAAUUGAGACUUUUAGGGCUGCAGCCGCGAAUAAAGCCCAAUCGUCACUUCCCUCAUGUACGAACCGAGAGCCAGAAGCAUACGCAUUCAAUCGGGAGGAGGUUCUCCGAUCGCUUAGCCGUCCACAACCUGGUGGACUGAAACGCAGCCAGACGACUCCGAAUAUGAGGGAAGACAAUGCCAGAAGAUCCGAAGAAGCAGUCACUGCACCCGAUGCCUCCAAAUUUGAAUCCUACUCAUCUUUGCAUCUGUCGAGCCGAAUUUUGCCCCAUUCAUUCCUAAGCCGCACUUUGGCCGAUAAAACCGUCCUCUGCAUACCUGAACUCUUAAAGACCAUCAAGGCUCCUGCGUUUGAACUUCCAGAUGAAAUCGACGGGGACUUUGUGGUGUUUGGGAUUGUCGCAUCCAAGUCGGAGACCAGGCAAAAGAAGGGGUCUAGUAAUACCACUUCGAAAUCAGUGGAUCCUUAUGAUGAUGGCCUCAACAACACCAACAGCUAUAUGGCUAUCACUUUGACUGACCUCAAGUGGACAGUCGACCUAUUUCUGUUCGAUACUGCAUUUCCCCGCUACUACAAGAUCAACGAAGGAACCCUCGUGGCAAUCUUGAACCCUACGAUCUUACCUCCCCCAAAGCACAAGCUAGAUACCAAUCGUUUUAGCCUGGCUUUGUCGUCGUCAGAUGACAAGGUACUGGAGAUUGGAAAAGCGCGAGACAUUGGCUACUGCAAAUCCGUGAAAAAGGACGGCAAAGUUUGCCAGUCAUGGGUAGAUGGGAGGAAAACUGAGUUCUGCGACUUUCACGUUGAUCUCCAGGUGCGGCGCAUCCAAGGGCAACGCUCCGGGGUCAACAGCGAUACAGGUAUGUUUGGGCCUGGCGGUCGAUCUGGCUCGCGAACUGGGUUUUACGAGGAACGUCGUAGAGGUAGUAGACCAGUGGAAAAAGGCGAAAAUUCUCGUGGCCUCAAACCGGAAGGAGGCCAAUAUGAUAGGAUGACUGGCUCAACAUACUUCGUCGCACCAGCUCCAAGAAAUUCCGGUGUCGUUCAUUCCUACGACCCUAUGGCUGCAAGACGUGGGACAGCAGCUCUACUCGAUAUCAAUGAUGACCCUUUUAUCGCGGCAGGCAUGAUGGGAAGGGGCAGAGAGAGCAAGGAAGAACAAAUGCGCAGGCGUCUUGCAUCGCAGCAACGCGAGCGCAACAUCACGCAGAAGCUUGUUGCUGGUGGGAUUGGUAGUGUGGGCGCCGAGUACCUUCGCACGCGCACUGAGACACCAUCUAAGGCCAAGGACGAUAUCAAGUCGUCUGACACGUCCAGUAAACCAAGGGCCCUUCCUUCGAGCAGCAGUGAAUUCAAUCUGGCCAGUUUCGGCAGGGCGAAGAAUGUCAAACUUGGCCCUAUGAAGCGCGCCCAUGACGGUGAUAAGCCUCAUGGCAGCGGUGUCAAAAAGACACGAUUCAUCACCUCGAAAGGCAUACGAGAAGCAGGUCGAGACAGUCUUGGUGGACCCGAGGCGACGGCCAUUCUAGAUGAUGACGACGACGAUGAGCUGGAGUUUGUCUGA